AUGCCAGCAUUUGCAGAUAUCCCACCGCUGCCUGAAAUGCCCAAACUGUCGGAGUUUGCUAAGAUGCCGGACAUGCCUACUAUCGCAGACAUGCCUAGAAUCGCGGACAUGCCGAAACUAGCAGACAUGCCCAGAAUCACGGAUAUGCCAAGGAUUGCGGACAUGCCCAAACUAGCCGACAUGCCUAGAAUCACAGACAUGCCAAAACUCGCAGACAUGCCCACGAUUGCGGACAUGCCAAAACUAGCCGACAUGCCUAGAAUAGUCGACAUGCCGAGAUUUACCGACAUGCCUACGAUCGCCGACAUGCCCAAGAUAUCUGAUAUGCCAAAGUUCCCCAAUAGCGACUUCAUGGCAAAGAUGCCACACUCCGGCGAGAUGGAUUCUGUCUUUUCCGGGCUCAAAGACCUGAUUCCCGACAUGAGCUCUUUCAGUCUCGACGAUCUACCAAAGGUCGGGACGAUGUUCCAGGCUUUCCCGGUCGCGGAUAUCCCGACUUCUAUGUCUCAGGCAAGCGAGUUCUUAUCUCCGCUCGCCGACCUCAUCAAACCGGGAGCUGCUUCCCUGACAAGUCUGAUUGUCGGAUGUUGCGAUCAUCCAGUACUGCGUUUCAACUGCGAACUGGAACUUUUCCCGCUAAUGGAUUGCUUCCUUGCACCACCUCAGCCAUGA
Molecule: messenger RNA, 672 nt
Organism: Besnoitia besnoiti
Lineage: Eukaryota; Apicomplexa; Conoidasida; Eucoccidiorida; Sarcocystidae
Product: putative C protein immunoglobulin-A-binding beta antigen
Exons: 2
Coding region: 1-672 (223 amino acids)
Source: RefSeq, a predicted model, not a curated record